AUGGCGGCUGAGGAGGCGGCUCGGGCGGGAGGGCGGCGAGGCAGCAGGUGAGGCGGGCGAGGGGCGGGCGGGGCGGGCGGAGGGCGGCAGGUGAGGCGGGCGAGGGGCGGGCGGAGGGCGGCGGGGCCCAGGGCGCUCUGCCCGUGCUCAGAGGCGGCCUUCUCCUUCCCGGCGCAGCGGAGCCCCCGCCCUGGACAGCCUGGUGUGCCGCCCGCCGCUGACGCCGGCGCUCUCGCCGCGGAAACGGACCACGAGCCAGUCCAAGACGGAGCCGCCGCUGCUGCGGACCAGCAAGCGCACCAUCUACACGGCCGGCCGCCCGCCCUGGUACAACGAGACCGGCACCCCCUUCAAGGAGGCCUUCGUCAUCGGUGAGCGGGGGGGGGGGAGGGAGGGAGGGACCCAGGCGCCCGCGGAGACGGCAGGAGGGGCUGCCAAGCCCAGGCGGGCCGCCCUCGCAAUUGCAGCAGCUGCUGGGCUUGGGGGCGCCGUCUGUUGCGGGGGCCGCCUGAGGACAAGGAGGCGGGGGGGGGGGGGGCUGCAGCCCGGGGCAGGCGGGGGAGAGGCUGGAGGGAUGGGGGACCCCGCCCAGCGCUUCCUGCAUUUGCCUGCAGGGGGAGGGGGGCAGCUCUUUCCGGGGGUCUCCCUCCUCCCUUGGUUCUCUCUUGCCAGCUGAGUCACCCGAUUGCUUCCUGGCAGUCAGAGUGGCAGAGAUGACUUCAGAGUGCCCUUUCCUUGGGUGGGAAAGGUGACGCCUGCAUUGCAGAGGGUUGGGCUAGAUGACCCUUGGGGGUCCUUCUAACACUACAGUUCUGUGAUUCUGUGGGUGCAGCUCUCUCCCCCUUGCCUUGUGCCGCGGAAGAGCUGGCCUUGGAUCAUUUCCCCCCGCAAGGCUGGCCAGGACCUUGCCUCGGUGGCGGAGCCUCUUGGCUUGCCCUCUGCAGCUGGGCCCCUCGGCUGAAGGGUCCCGGUAUCUCAUGGGCCUCCCUCUCUCUCAGGCUUGUGUGGUGGAAGUGCCUCGGGCAAGACCACGGUGGCCAACAAGAUCAUCGAAGCCCUGGAUGUGCCUUGGGUGGUGCUGCUCUCCAUGGACAGCUUCUACAAGGUGGGUGGGGUCUCCUGCCCAGCUCCAAGCCCGGAUCUGAUGGGGGCGGGUCCCCUCUGCCUCUCUGAUCCGCCCCUCCCUCCCCCUGCGCUCUCCCAGGUGCUGAGCAAGGACCAGCAGCAGCUGGCUGCCUGCAACGAGUACAACUUUGACCACCCCGAUGCCUUUGACUUUGACCUGCUGAUCAGUGUCUUACGGAAGCUCAAGGAGGGCAAAAGUGUCAAAGUGCCCGUCUACGACUUCACCACGCACAGCCGGAGCAAGGAGUGGGUAUGUGGGGCGAGACUGGGAAGAGGGAACUGAGGCCCCCUCCCUCAGUCUUUGCUGCGUCAUUCCCUCAAGGCCCAAAGGAGCCGUCCUCCGUGAGGCUGGGCGGGAGCCACAAAGGGACCUGCGCUGUAUUCUGCAGCUGCAAGGAGUGGCGCAGUUUGCUUGCGUUUACCUGAACCUGAAGUCAGUUUGUGAGGGGAAGCAGGGAGCAGAAGCUGCAUUUCUGCACAGGGCUGUUUUGAACCAAAAGACCGCUCUGCUGGUGGGUGGUGUCCCCGAGGCGCUGCCAAGGUGUGCUGCUGUCUUCCUGCUGCUCUGGUCCCUUACAGCCGUGUCCCCCUGCUUGGGCCCAGCUACAAAACGCUGCUCUGAAUUCCCAAACUUUGUGUUGCUUCUGAAGCCCACUUGGGGUGAGGAAGGGAGCUCUUCUUCUGGGCUGCGGCCUCUGGGAAGACGACUCUAUGUGUGAUCGUCAUCCUGGCAUUGCCCUUCUCUCCUUUCACUGAUCUAUGGUAAUUUGUUUAUUUUCUGCCUUUGAGGAUACAAAUCCUUCCAAGGUGGCAUAUGACUCAAGUCAAAAUAUGAUGAUAAAAUCAAAGUGACUGUCCUGAAUUAUAGUUCAUUGUGGUCCUUCCCAAAGGAGUGUGGGUGUCUGUAGAUCCUGGCUGGAGCUGGAGGUGUGUGUGUGUAAACUGGUAGAAGAGGAGAUUCUGGUCUGCAGAAUGUUGCUUUUUGGGUGGGAUGGACAGUAUAUUAUUGAGUGCUGAGCGGGAGGGUUAAUGCUCUCUUAUGAGCACCAGCACCCUGAGAUCCCGGAAGAGAACGCAGAACAGGCCUUGUCUGUUGGUGUUGUAGGGACCACUUCUGGGGGUGGGAGGAGUGGUGGGGGUUUGAGAGCAGAGGACAGAUCUGUCAAGGAUGUAGAGCCGCUUUUGUUUUGAAAUCAGUAGCAGAGGCUGCCCACCCCUUUCAAUGAAUCUCUCCCCAAGGAUGGUGCACCAACUCUUUUUGUGUCUGUGUGUGUAGGGGUGAGGGAAUGUGCACACUCCCAUGUGCGGCUUUCCUGUGGGGGCUCUUUGCCCCUUUGGGACCCAGGUGUACGUGGGACGGCAAGGCCCAGGAGGCAGGCUGGUGGGACUGAGUCUGGGCUCUCUUGGGAGAGAGAGGUUGCCGGCCAGCCUGGAAGAGGCCAGGAGACCAGGAGACCAUCUCCUGGGUGGCUUGAAAAGAGGGUGGGACAAAUUCACGGAGGGGAGGGCUAUCCAUGGCUACUAGCCAAGAUGGAGGCAGCCGUGCUUCUCAAUGGAAACCACAGGAGGGCCGUGUGCUGCUUGUGGGUUUCCCUCAGGCAGCUGUUGAGCCACUGUGAGAACCGGAUGCUGCAGUCAGUGGGACCCCAUUUGGCCUGAUCCAGCAGGCUCUUCUGAGGUUCGUAUGGGUGCUGGGUGCUCCCCAGGUAGUCUGAUACAUCCUUCCUCCUCUCUCUGCAGAAAACCAUCUAUGGGGCCAAUGUGAUUGUGUUUGAAGGGAUCCUGGCCUUUGCCAAUAAGGAGCUCCUGCAGGUAUGGAAAGAGGGGGUGUUCCAGGCAGGGGCUACCUUACAGGCCCUGUUUCCCAAAUGUGUCUCGUUUGUGGGAGCCCCAUGCAGGAGGCUGCCUCCCCAGGACCCACAUUUGGGCUGGCCAGAGGGGGAGGCCUCCCCACAGAGGCCUGAGCCUCCCACCCUCUUCCUCGCGACUCCUGCAGCUCCUGGACAUGAAGGUCUUUGUGGACACCGACUCGGACAUUCGGCUGGUGCGGCGCCUGAAGAGGGACAUCAUGGAGCGUGGGCGAGAAGUGGCCGGCGUCAUCAAGCAGUACAGCAAGUUUGUGAAGCCGGCCUUUGAGCAGUACAUUGAGCCCACCAUGCAGGCGGCGGACAUUGUGGUGCCGCGAGGUGAGGAGGGGAGGCCCACGGGGUCUGCGCAGGAGGUGGCUUUGUUCCCUGUGUCCCGAGAGGGCGUUGGGGGACGCUGGGAGAUCCCUCUGGAAAGGGGGGAGAGGCUGGGUGGGCAGGAUCUUUCUCCCUUGGACCCCCUUCCCUCUGUGUUCAGGCUGGCUGCUGCACUCCUUCCUGCUCUUAGUUCUUUGCACGGGAGUCACCAAUCCCGGUUUGCAGCUGCCACCACUCAAACCUUGAAGGUGGAGUUCAGCAUUAAACCUCUGCUAGGUUUCUGCAAGGCGUGUUGAGGCCUCCAACUGGGGGGCUCUAAAUGAGGAUCAGGCAAAGGCAUGGGGGGCAGGCCAGGCUCUCCUUGGCACCUAGAUGGGUUGGCUGUGGAACAGAGGCCCCCUGCCCCUGAAUACACCUUGGCUGGAGAUCCUGUUGGGGGGGCGGUCACUCUCACCUCCUGUGUGUGGGCAUCUCAAAGGCCUAUGUCUGGCCCCUGGGAGAACAGAAUGCCGGGCGCGAUGAGCCCCUGGCCCGCUGUACAGGAGAGAGCUCUCAACUGCAUUCUAUAAAGUAUCUGCCAGUUGGGUACCGCAAUACUUUACAAAACCAUUUCUCCCCUCCACAAUCAUAGGAGGCCUGAAAAAUCUCUGGGAGCUUCACCAAGGAUUGAGCUAAUCUCUGAGCCAAGUAGAACUGGUUCAUGUACUGGGCAGGACCCUCUGGUGCAGCCAGCAGGGGCCAGUAAGUCCCUGUAGGCAUUUCAGAAUAUUUAGGAGCCCGUCUGCAAAGCGUCUUGGGAUUGUGGAAGCAGGAACUCAAGAUGUCCUGGUGUCCCGGGAAGGAGAAGGGGCCGGGCCAAGAUGCCACGUGGGCAAAGGAGUCGACCUCCCUCCCCUCAAGAGAUGGACCUUUAGCCGUUUAUCCAUUGCUUCACAACCCUUGGAAGCAUGGUCUGAGCUGGUGCCCAGGGCCUCUCCUCUUUUAAAGCUGUUCAGGUUGGUGGCCAUCGCUGCCUCCUGUGGAAGGGAGUUCCAUAGUUUAACUCUGCCCUGUGUGAAGGAGUCCUUUUCUUUUAUCUGCCUUGGAUCUCCCGGCAUUUGGCUUCCCAGAGGAGGAAGUGCCAGAGCGCCAACUCUGCCAUCCCUGCCCUGUUGGAGCAAGUGCGCCCAAGUCUUUCUGAUGGGCUCCUCUCCUCCCCCCUUGCUGUUUCUCCAGGUGGGGAGAACUUUGUGGCUCUGGAUCUGAUUGUCCAGCAUGUGCACAGCCAGCUGGAGAAGGUGAGGAGGUCGGUGGGGGGGGGGCCUUUGGGGCAGCAUGGGGUGGGCGUGGGGACCUGUCUCCACUGCUGCAGGGUGGUCCACAGCCCCGUGCGGUCACUCUUCCUUCUUCUCAUCACCCGCUUCUUGGCACCUCGGUUUGUCCUGGUCUCAGCCUGGCCCCGGACCCUGGGCAGGUGAUCCCUGAACGAGGCUCAGUCCCGCGCUGGGCUGCCCCCCAGUGACAGGGCCUGGGGUUGGGAGGUGGGAAGCCUGUGGGGGCAGAGCUGGGGGUGUGCAGUGACGGCUGUUCUGUGUUUCUCUCCACCUCCCCCCGCCCCCCCCCCCUGUAAUGACUCUGCUGCCUCCCGCUGUGGGCCACUCCUGCCUCCGCUCAGCGCGAAAUCACGGUCAGGUAUGACGGCGGCCCUGAAGGAGCAGAGCUUGGACCCUCGCCUCCCCCCCCCAAAAAACCCCCUUCCUGGUGCUUUCCCAGCCACUCAGCAAGCCAGCCAGCGAGGGAGCAGGGGGGAGGGCUGGGCCCUGCAGCUGGGGGGGGGGGGAGAAGGCAAGGAGGGGGUGCAGGUUGUCUGGGGAGGGGACUAGACCCACCACUUACUGGGGCUGCGUUGUGCUGCCAGGCCUUUCUGGCUGGUUCCCUUGGGGAGCAUGCUGGGUUGGGCUGCCACCUCUGGCAAGUUCCCUCCGCCUGCUUGUCUUUGGUGGGGCUGCUGAUAGGCUUCCCCUCUGCAUUCCUGGGGGAGCUCCAGCCCUCUUUGGGGCGCUUCUGCUUCGCCAACCCCCCUCCCUGCUUUUUGAACCCUGCUUGCUGGGUGGCAGCAUCUGUGUGGACCCUGCAUUGCAGGGGACUGGACUAGAUUCUACGUACGAUUAUCUGUUGGCUAAAUUUCUUAGUCGCUUUAUCUCGCCCAAGGCAACCCAAAGCGACCUGCAACCACCAGAGCAACGUUCUCCCCUGCCUUGCCUUGUCCUUCCUGGCUGCUGGAGGGGGGAGAGAGGGGGAGGAGCUGCUCUGGGCCUUCCUUCAGUGGGGUGCAGGGGGAGAUGUAGGCUGCCCCCUCGCCUGCCUGGGUCCUGUGGGGCACUCCUCCUCCUCCUCUCCCCCUCCUGCCACCCCCCUGCACCUGGCAGGAAGCCGCUGCCCUCGUUGCCCUCCUCCCUAACACCCUGUCUGUCUGUCUGUCUGUCUGUCUCUCUUCCUUCCCUCCCUGCUGGCCCUGGGCGUCUUCACCAGAGGAAGCUGCGCUGGCAUAUGUGAGGACACUUGGUCUCCUUUGGCUCUUCCCCGCUGCGCCUCCCGCCCCUCCCCUGUGUCUUGUGCUCGGUUUUGAGUGGGGCGGAGUGUGGGGAGAGGAGGGGCAGGGCAGAGCGGAGCUGGUGGAGAGGAAGAGGGACAAAGUGCGCCUGACUCCUCUGGGCGAGGACCCCAGGGAUGGGGGGCAGACAGGAGCCUUGACCCUCUGGCAGAGUAGUGCAUGUGGCAAGGAGCCCCCUCCCUGCUGGGAGACGAGGGCAGCCCCCUUUGCCUGCUUGGCGCCAAAAGGCUCCGUAAACGAAGGUUGCAGUUGCCAAAACUGAAGGUCCAGUUGCCAUUUGGGGACCAGGCGGCUUGAAAGUUGUAUUUUUCAAUAUGUCUUUGGUUCCUGAAAUUCAUUCUCAUUGUGCAGAUAAAAUAUAGCUGGUAGAAUUCUGCAGGAUGUGUUGCUAGAGUGUGAAAACAGUCCAGACCCAAGGUUCCCCAGGCAGGCGCCUCCAGGCAGUGGUGAUGUCAGGCGGCCUCCUGGUGCCUGGCCAUCUUCACUUGGUUGCAAGCGGCCAAUAGCCAGGUGCAAAAUGCGCCUGGAGAAAUUCUAGCGCUGGCCCGGGGUGGAGGGGCUGGGAAUUUGGACUUCCAGUGGCAGGGGGAUUAUCCAAGAACUCCCUAGAGUGGGAACAGUAAGGGGGGGUUUCUUUGAGGCGCAAUGGGCUGGCCCCACUUUCCCCCCGGGUCAGGGCAUUGAGGGAUGUGAACCAGGCGAGGCGGAACUGCAUGGGGAGCAGCUGGCCCUGUCCUGUAGCCGGCCAGCCGACCCCUUGCUGGGGAGCUCUCAACUUCCUCCUCCUCCUCCUCCUCCUCCUGCACAGAGCAGCCUUGGCCUCGGCCCACCAGGGACAGCCCUUGCCAAAGACCCUCAGUGUCCUGGACAGCACACCCCAGGUCCGCGGGAUGCACACCAUCAUCAGGUACUGGGGGGUGGCAAGGUCUGAGAGGGCUGGGUUGGGGGGCAGGGGAAUCGGCGCUUCCUCCUUUGAUGGAGGUUUUGAAGCAGAGGUUGGGUGUGUGGUGGAUGAGUAGGAGAGGAUCUUUUAUCUAGUAAUGAUCCUUUGACUUGUGAGAACACAAAUACCUAUUUCAGUAGAAUUGAAAAUCGCUAUCUAUCCGCCUCUGAAAACUAUUAGGACACGCUUGCAUAACUUUUUAGAACAACCAUGAUAUCCAAGGAUGCUUUAGGCAGAUUUGGGUUAUAUUCUCCCUCUUAACAAAAAAGAGUCACUCAGACUAAGUAAGAAAAAAAUAAGGUUUACUCACAUCAUAGUCUUGCCAGGAUUCAACAGUUACAGUGACAAAAAUCAGGCAGGCAGUAAUCCUUAGACGCCACAAAUAUCCAGAUCAAACUGGAGAUUGCUUUCUGGAGGAGAGCAAAGAAACGUCCUUCCCCAUCACAGGUAGGAAAAAGGGCGUGUGGUGACAGGAAGAAGUGGAGAUGGUUUCUAUGGUUCCCCUUCCUGCCAGAAAGGUUUAGAGGAGACGCCCCCAUAGAGACCCCUGUCUGGGACUAUCUAGCCGCCAUGCAACUUGCCAUUUGGCUGUAGAUCCUCCCGCAAGAUGGGCACUUUUUAGGGAAGCUUCAGCUGCCACUCUUAGCAUUGUGGGGGGCUGGACUAGAGGACCCUUGGGGGUCCCUUACAGUUCUCUGAUUCUGACGCUGUGCCAAUCCUGCCUUCUCCCCACACCUCCCCUGCCUCUGCUUCCCCACCCAGGAACAAGGAGACCACCCGGGACGAGUUCAUCUUCUACUCCAAGCGCCUCAUGCGCCUGCUGAUUGAGCAUGCCCUCUCCUUCCUGCCCCUCAAGGUGCGUGCGCCUCCUGCUCCCAUUGCUGCAUGGCAGGAGUGGACUAAAUGGCCCUUGGGGGACCCAUCCACUUCCAGUUCUGGGAUUCAGCAUGCCACAGGAGCCCCUGGAGGCGGCACAGCCACUCCCAGGGUGAGCGUGAUGGCUGGCUGGCUGGUUGGCUGGUUGGCAGCUCCCCCUCGCGGGCAAUGCCCAAGAGCCUGCCGGGCUCUCCUGCCUCCCGCCCACCCUUGUCUUCCGUGGCCUUUUGCAGCCGGUGACGGUUGAGACGCCGCAAGGGACGGUCUACGAGGGAAAGCGGUUCCAUCGGCAGCGGGUGAGUCACGCUCCGUGCACGGAAGUGUCUCGGGCUCCGCUGGGUGGGAGAUGACUCUGGCCGGCAGCCAAUGCGCAGGGCCUUUCCACAGGAGCUGCUGCUGCUGGGUCUUUGGCCCAGCCCUUGCGCUGCCGAGCUGUGGGCUUCUCCCCAUUGGACGGAGGGCAGGGACGAUCCUGUGCCGGGCGCUGAGGGCCGCCGGAGACAAGUUCCUCUGCUUCCUCCUCUCCCAGAUCACUGGCGUCUCCAUCCUGCGGGCGGGAGAGACGAUGGAGCAGGCUCUGACGGCCGUCUGCAAGGACAUUCGCCUGGGCAAGAUCCUCAUCCAGACCAACCACAACACAGGGGAGCCAGAGGUAGCGAAGGGGAGGGGGCUGGCGGGAGGGCAGGGGCCGCCUCUCCCCACGGCUAAGACUGACCUGCGCCCCCUUCCCCCCCUCCUCUUGCAGCUGCACUACCUCCGGCUCCCCAAGGAGAUCAGCGAGGACUAUGUCAUCCUGAUGGACAGCACGGUCUCCACGGGGGCAGCAGCCAUGAUGGCCAUCCGAGUGCUGCUGGUGUGUGAGGAGACCCUGGCGAAGGGGAGUGGGGGGCAGGGGGGAGCUUGUGGGGCCGGGACCCCUGCAUGGGGCUGCUCAGGGCCCAGGAACAAGCAGGCCUUGUUUGCCUGUGUUUUUGGGGGAGGGCAGGCAGGCGACCGGAAGAGGGUUAUGAUUGCCAGCAGAGAAUCAGAGUUGGCAGGGGUCCCCUUGAUUCAUCUAGUCCAUCCCCCUGCCAUGCAGGAGGGAGCUUGGAGGUGUGCCUGUGGAAAGCAGUGUGUGCCAGACGCAGUUUGGGGCCCGCUUGGCUGCUGGCACUGUCCUCCAAGUGAUGUUUGCCAUCUGUGCACUGGAGGUGGCAAGUCUAGAGGACCCCUGGGGGUCCCUUUCAACUCUGUGUCUCUCUGCCUCAGGACCACGACGUCCAGGAGGACCGGAUCUUCCUGCUCUCCCUGCUGAUGGCCGAGAUGGGGGUCCACUCGGUCGCCUACGCCUUCCCCCGGGUGCGCAUCAUCACCACAGCCGUGGACAAGAGGGUCAGCGAGGAGUUCCACAUCAUUCCAGGCAUUGGUGAGCAAGAGCUCUGCUGGGGGGGGGCUUCACCUGCUCCUGAGAGGCCCCCACUUCCUGUGGAGGGGCAGAACCAGCUCAAGGUGGGGGGCUCUGUUCCCUGUCAGAGAAAGAAGCUGCUGCCCUGGGAGGGAGUUCUCCGGUUCCCCGAUGGGCAGUGUUGCCAGUUCCCUUGUGGGCCGGGAGGGGAGAGAACGCUUGUGCUCGGAUCCUGCUUCCUGGUUUGCUCCCAUAAUGGGCGUCUGGUCGGCUGCUGUAAGAACAGGAUGUUGGCCUAGAUGGGCCACUGGCUGGUCCCAGCAGACUUUUCUUACGUUCUCAUGGAACUUCCACAUCUAGAGGAAGUCUGUCUAGAUUCCUGGGUUCUUUGGGGGUGUUUGGUGAGAACAGGAGGCUGCUCGAUGCCCCCUUGGGCCUGAUCCAGCAGGCUCUGUUCUCCUCCCUCGCCUGCCUCUGUGACCCCUGCGGCUUGCCUUUCCUCAGGGAACUUCGGCGACAGAUACUUUGGCACCGACAGCGCCCUGCCCUCCUGGUACGAGGGAGACUGCAUGGACUGCUGA
Molecule: messenger RNA, 9685 nt
Organism: Podarcis lilfordi (Lilford's wall lizard)
Lineage: Eukaryota; Metazoa; Chordata; Lepidosauria; Squamata; Lacertidae
Source: the annotation of a GenBank genome assembly